AAUACCCCAACACCUUGGUUCGUAGACCAGGAGUAUUUGCCGACUCGAGCACACCCACCUCAUUCAGCUUCUCCAAAUCCCCCGCAAGAAACUUUAUUACCACCCGACUUGCCACCUCACCUAAAUAAGCUUCACUCCGAACUCUCACGCUCGCCUCAUGUUGAGAGGGGAGGCGUGCAGAUCCGCCCUCCUCCUGCAUCCGAAGCGGGUCCGAGUUUGCCAAGUGCUCUACCUAAAGGAAGGCGACGGAGGGGACGCACAGAUAUCGGUUUAGGAGUCCCAGAUAACGGUGGCACACUCUGGAGAUGGAUUGUGAUUGCUCAGGUGAAAGAGGGUACCGAGAACCGCGGCGCGAUUGAAUCUGUCAUGCGAGUCGUCCGAAAAGCUUUGCUCACGGCCGAGACCCCAGUAGUCCUUCCACCGAAUAAAAAGCGCCGCAUACAGGACGGUUGGGGAAUGCUUGACGCAGGAGAUUUUGCAGUACAUAUUUUGAGUCGCGAUGCUCGAGAAAAGUACUUU
Messenger RNA from Fomitiporia mediterranea MF3/22, 519 nucleotides. RefSeq lists its product as uncharacterized. Lineage: Eukaryota; Fungi; Basidiomycota; Agaricomycetes; Hymenochaetales; Hymenochaetaceae. The record is from RefSeq and is a predicted model, not a curated record. The transcript has 3 exons. The annotation marks the transcript as partial.